AUGAAUCAUACAGAUUUUGUAUACCUAGUUUUGUGGUCAUCAUCAUCAUCAUCAUCAUCAUCAUCAUCAUCCAAAUCAUCAUCAUCAUCAUCAUCAUCAUCAUCAUCAUCAUCAUCAUCAUCAUCAUCAUCAUCAUCAUCAUCAUCAUCAUCAUCAACAUCAUCAUCCACAUCAUCAUCAUCAUCAUCAUCAUCAUCAUCAUCAUCAUCAUCAUCAUCAUCAUCAUCAUCAUCAUCAUCAUCAUCAUCAUCAUCAUCAUCAUCAUCAUCAUCAUCAUCAUCAUCAUCAUCAUCAUCAUCCAAAUCAUCAUCCAAAUCAUCCAAAUCAUCAUCAUCAUCAUCAUCAUCAUCAUCAUCAUCCAAAUCAUCAUCAUCAUCAUCAUCAUCAUCAUCAUCAUCAUCAUCAUCAUCCAAAUCAUCAUCAUCAUCAUCAUCAUCAUCAUCAUCAUCAUCAUCAUCAUCAUCAUCAUCAUCAUCAUCAUCAUCAUCAUCAUCAUCAUCAUCAUCAUCAUCAUCAUCAUCAUCAUCAUCAUCAUCAUCAUCAUCAUCAUCAUCAUCAUCCAAAUCAUCAUCAUCAUCAUCCAAAUCAUCAUCAUCAUCAUCCAAAUCAUCAUCAUCAUCAUCAUCAUCCAAAUCAUCAUCAUCAUCCAAAUCAUCAUCCAAAUCAUCAUCCAAAUCAUCAUCAUCAUCAUCAUCAUCCAAAUCAUCAUCAUCAGUUGCUGUCUCCAUGAAACUGUAUUCAUUACUAUGUUUAUUAUUGAAUAUAAUAGAAACAAGUGUAAAUGCGUGA
Molecule: messenger RNA, 789 nt
Organism: Schistosoma rodhaini
Lineage: Eukaryota; Metazoa; Platyhelminthes; Trematoda; Strigeidida; Schistosomatidae
Source: the annotation of a GenBank genome assembly